AUGGGAAUUGUCCUGCAAGCUGGAAGUUCUCUGCUAACGCUGGUGGACACUUCUCAGGCCGUCUUAGGCCAGGGUCUGCUCGCUUGGUCAAUUUUACCGCAGGACGAGACGCGCGUGUUUUUGGGCACGCUCUUUAUACCAGCAUACGUUGCGACCAUAUCUGUCGUCGUCUUGUUCUUUCAGCUCGUGCUAUGCUCAUCCCCCGUCAAGAAGCUUCACGCGAGAUUCACAAAGUCCCAACGGACAUCGGAGGAGAAUGACUGUACAUCUGUUGAGCAGUCUGAAUCAUUCACCAUCGCAAAACACGUACAACAAUUGGGCGGUCCCAUUAUCUUUGGGUUUCAAUGUGUCAGGUUACUCUCUUGUCUUGUGCUGCUUGGCCUGUCUGUCUUUGCCUCUACUUUCGAGGGAGACAGCCAUUGGAGCUUAGGCUUUGUCUUUCCCCAGUGGCAGCAAAACAUACUCUGUGGAACAUACGCAUAUGCAUCGCUACUGGCGGUGAUAUCAGUGUCGGCGAGACCUACCUUGAGCAGAGUCGUUGCACGACACCUCGCUACCGUUCUCCUCACUACUUGGGCAGUUUUUGUAUACCGCGAUGUGUGGCCCCUGGCGACAUACACUUUGACUCCAGCUGAUGUCGCAGAGGGAAGAAUAUUGUGGGCCAAGUUUUCUGUCCUGACCUUGGGUGCGGUGGCAGUUCCACUUCUCAUGCCCCGCCAAUAUACCCCUGUGGAUAGCAUGGAUCCAAUGCCUGUGCCCAAUCCUGAGCAAACUGCAUCAAUAUUGUCCUUGAUACUGUACACGUGGCUGGAUCCGACCGUCUUUACUGCGUAUCGCGUUCCUCAUCUUCCAUUGGAGCGACUCCCUCCUCUGGCUGACUACGACUACACAAGUAACUUGAUUAAGAAGAGUUUCCCUCAUCUUGAUCCCUUCCAAGUAAAAUCACGUAGACAUAUAUUCUUUGGUUUGAUGAGAAUCUUUCGUAUUGAAUAUUACGUCAUGGCUACGAUGCUGGGGCUGCGGGUUGUGGUAAGCUUCGCGAGUCCUCUCGGCAUCAACCUCCUCCUCCGCUAUCUGGAGACUAAUGGAGAGGGUGCUGUCGUUCGGUCUUGGGUGUGGAUCUCCUGGCUCUUAUUAGGACCGAUAGUGAGCUCCAUGCUCGUGCAAUGGUACAUCUUCAUGGCGACGAGAACGUUGGUCCGCGUCGAGGGUAUUCUAACGUCGUUGGUUUUUGACCACUCCCUGCGCAUCCGUGUGAAAGCUGAAGUUUCGGGCGCUUCGGGUGGCGGAGGUGCAGGUGAGACCACGGCAGUGGCUACUCCGGAUAACGGGUCCAUCGUAGGACCUAGCGAGUCCCGUGAUACUCCAGGAAGUCCCGGCAGCAGCGAGGACGCAACCGUGCAUUCGAGCUCUGAUAGCGUUGACACAAACUCUGCUGUGGGGAAGCGUAAUUCAAAAACCUCGUCCCACUCGGGCGACAGCAAGAAGACGGACGAAAAGCCUGCGUCUGAGAAAGGCGGUAAUCUGGUCGGCAAGAUCAAUAACCUGGUGACCACCGAUCUCAACAAUGUCACUACCGGACGCGACUUCUUGCUCCUAGUGGUGGAGAUCCCGCUGCAGGUCGUUCUCUGUGUUUGGUUCCUUUACUCGCUUCUUGGCUGGAGCGCCUUGUGCGGAAUGAUCGUUAUGGUCAUUUGCUUCCCUCUUCCGGGAUACCUCGCAAUCCUCAUACAAAAAGUGCAGGCGGAGAAAAUGAAAAAGACUGAUGCCCGGGUACAAUCGGUCACCGAAACCAUGAGUGUCAUUCGUAUGAUCAAGCUCUUUGGAUGGGAGCCCCGAGUUGUCGAUCAGCUUCUUGAGAAACGUGAUGAUGAACUGCUAUAUCAGAAGAAGUCAAAGAUUCUGGAGCUCUCUAUUGGCAUGCUGAAUCACUUCAUCCCGUUGUUGACCAUGAUGGUUACUUAUGCCACUUUCACCGUGAUCAUGAAACGAAAUCUGAGCGCUUCCAUUGUGUUCUCAUCUAUGACUGUGUUCGAAAUGUUGGCUAACCAACUGCAUGCGAUCUUUGGUAUGCUCCCAGCCAUGAUCAGAGCCAAGGUUUCACUCGACCGUGUCAAUGAAUUUUUGUACAAGACGGAACUCCUCGAUCAAUUCACUGAAAAGACCGGAGAGGAAGACACAGCUCUUGUCAUCUCAAAGCCGGACGCAGGAGACAUGAUCGGUUUCCGCGACGCUGCGUUCACAUGGUCGGCCGAUAAUGACGGCACUUUGACGCCGGGGCCGCGGAAGCGCAACUUUACGCUCCGUAUCGAGGACGAGUUGCUUUUUAAGCGUGGCCGUAUCAAUCUUAUCGUGGGACCUACAGGGUCUGGCAAGACGUCGUUGAUAAUGGCGUUGUUGGGCGAGAUGCACUACAUCCCUUCCGGGCCGGAAUCGUUCUUUAACUUGCCUCGCUCGGGUGGGAUUGCGUACGCUGCACAGGAGUCGUGGGUGCAAAACGAGACAAUCCAGGACAAUAUUAUAUUUGGGGCCCCAUACGACGAGGAGCGUUACAACCAAGUUAUUGAACACUGUGGACUGAAGAGGGACUUGUCUCUGUUUGACGCUGGUGACAAGACUGAAGUUGGCGAGAAGGGUUUGACGCUCAGUGGUGGUCAGAAAGCUCGUAUCACACUCGCACGGGCGGUGUAUUCCAAUGCCGAAAUCCUCCUACUCGACGAUGUCUUGGCUGCUCUUGACGUGCAUACCGCUCGAUGGAUCGUUGAGAAAUGCUUUCAAGGCGACCUUAUCCGAGGACGAACCGUCAUCUUGGUCACUCACAAUGUCUCGAUGGCACGCCCAAUUGCUGACUUCGUUGUCUCUUUGGGCACGGACGGCCGCAUUCUCAGCCAAGGAUCAUUGUCUAAGGCACUCGAAGCGAAUAAGAAGCUGUCUGCCGAGGUCGUUGAAGAAAUUGAAGAAAUUGAAAAGGCCGAGCACGAAGUUGAUCAGCCGCCGAACCCAGAUAUUCCGGCGAACGCUGAUGGAAAGCUGAUCGUCGCAGAGGAAAUCUCUGAAGGGCAUGUCGAGUGGCCUGCGCUGAAAAUGUUCUUCGCUAACCUUUCGGGUGGAUACCAUGUUCUAUUCUGGUUCGCCCUUUUGGGCUCUCUGCUUUCUGCCAGCGUGCUCCACACCUUGCAAGCAUGGUGGCUUGGGUAUUGGGCACGACAAUAUGAAGAUCACGAUGCCUCGGACAUUCAUGUGUCAUAUUAUCUGUCGAUGUACGCAGUGGUUCUACUCGGGCUUUUAGUCCUUUAUUGUGCAGGUUAUCUUGCUUAUGUGUUUGGCACACUGAGAGCAUCGCGGUCGGUUCAUCAAUUACUGGUCUCCUCCGUCCUUGGUACAACUUUGAGAUGGCUCGAUGUAACCCCCACAUCUCGCAUCAUUGCCCGUUGCACAGAGGACAUUCAGUCUGUGGAUGGAACUAUUUCGGAAUACUUCUGGUUCCUGCUCGAUUUAUCCUUCAGCAUGGCCGUGAAGCUGGCUGCUGUGGUAAUAAUGUCCCCUAUAUUCAUUAUCCCGGGCGUUUUGAUUGCACUCCUGGGUGGCCUUUGUGGCCAAAUUUACAUGAAGGCACAGUUGUCAGUGAAACGCGAGAAGAGUAAUGCUCGUGCUCCAGUGCUAGGACACUUCGGCGCUGCCAUCUCUGGCCUCACUUCCAUUCGUGCAUACGGCGCCGAGGAGUCUUUCAAACUGGAAUCUGCACGGCGUGUCAACCGUAACACCCGAGCUUCCAGGACGUUCUAUAACCUCAACCGAUGGGUGUGCAUCCGUAUCGAAUCUCUUGGAGCACUGUUCGCCGCCAGCUUGGCGACUUACUUGGUGUACGUCAGCAGAGCGGGUGCUUCCGCUACGGGCUUCUCAUUAAACAUGGCUAUUAGUUUUAGUGACAUGAUCUUGUGGUGGGUCAGGAUCUUCAACGACUUCGAAGUCAGCGGCAACAGCUUGGAGCGCAUUCAGCAGUACGUCAUCAUUGAGCAAGAAUUGAAGGCUUCAGAACGCGGUAUUCCCCCCGCGUAUUGGCCCGCUAGCGGCGACCUCACAGUGGAGAACUUGUCCGCUCGUUACUCUCCGGAUGGACCCCUCGUUCUGUAUGAGAUUUCGUUUGAAGUCAAAUCAGGAGAACGCGUGGGCAUCGUGGGACGAACGGGAAGCGGGAAGAGCUCCUUGACCCUGGCUCUGCUACGGUGCAUCUUGACCGAAGGCAAGGUGUAUUUCGACGGCAUUCCUACCGAUACAAUCAAUCUCGAUGCGCUGCGGAGCCACAUCACAAUCAUUCCCCAAGUGCCUGAACUCCUCAGUGGAACACUGCGCCAAAAUCUGGAUCCGUUUCAGAUGCACGACGAUGCUGUUCUCAAUGACGCAUUGCGUACUGCCGGGCUGUUCUCUGUGCAGAGCGACACCGACGAUGAUCGGAUAACUUUAGACACUCAGAUAUCCAGUGCAGGAGGUAAUCUGUCCGUCGGUCAAAGACAAAUCUUGGCACUAGCUAGAGCCAUUGUACGACAGAGCAAACUGCUGAUCCUAGACGAAGCAACGUCCGCUAUUGAUUAUCACACUGAUACUGUGAUUCAAACGUCGCUGCGCAAGGAGCUGAGCAAAGAUGUGACGCUCCUUACCAUCGCGCACCGUCUGCAGACAAUCAUGGAUGCAGACAAGAUUAUGGUACUUGAUGCAGGUCACAUUGCUGAAUUUGGAAAGCCGAGUGAGCUGCUGCAGAAUGAGAAGGGCAUGUUGCGAGCACUAGUAGAUGAGAGCGGUGAUAGAGAUGCUCUGUACGCGAUGGCCCAGGGCGCGGGUGCGUCGAGCGCAGAUACCUAG
Molecule: messenger RNA, 4860 nt
Organism: Sparassis crispa
Lineage: Eukaryota; Fungi; Basidiomycota; Agaricomycetes; Polyporales; Sparassidaceae
Product: ATP-binding cassette transporter abc4
Exons: 44
Coding region: 1-4860 (1619 amino acids)
Biological process (GO): transmembrane transport
Cellular component (GO): fungal-type vacuole; membrane
Molecular function (GO): ABC-type peptide transporter activity; ATP hydrolysis activity; ATP binding
Source: RefSeq, a predicted model, not a curated record